ACUCGUAAACGAGAAACAUCGGCCCAUCAUCUUGCAUACAAUGCGCACAACGAUCUAGUACGGCAUAACCGGCAGGAUGUGUGUCAGUCGCAGCUGCCUUCGGCCGCGGGCCUUAGCCUUAUCAGAUGGCCUGAUCACAGCCUGCAUCAUACAUCCGCCCUCCAAACAUUUUUGUCUCUAGUGGACUGGCGUAACGUGCUUCAUCGCGAGACCUCCAGCGAUACCGGCCCUUGCGCCCGCGUAACGACAUCCUCAGUGCUUAUAAAAGACUCGUUGACGCUCCAGGAGAAGCAGAGAUAAUUCCCAUCGAAUUCGGUUGAAUAAAGCACGCAAUUCAGAACACUUCAAAAAUGGCACUCGAUAUCAGGGAACAGGGCCUCAAGAAGCCCGUUGCAGUCUCAGAGUAUCUCUUUCGGAGAUUGCACGAAAUCGGCAUCCGCUCCGUCCAUGGCGUUCCCGGCGACUUCAACCUGGUGGCCCUUGACUACAUCCCCAAAGCCGGCCUCAAAUGGGUUGGCAGCGUUAACGAACUCAAUGCAGCUUAUGCCGCCGACGGCUACGCCCGCACAAAAGGCAUCUCAGCUCUUGUGACCACUUUUGGCGUGGGAGAACUGUCCGCCAUCAACGGCUUGGCAGGCGCCUAUUCUGAGCACAUCCCCGUCGUCCACAUCGUCGGUUGCCCGUCCACCAUCUCGCAGCGCAAUGGCAUGUUGCUGCAUCACACACUCGGCAAUGGCGACUUCAAUGUCUUUGCCAACAUGAGCUCGCAGAUUUCGUGCGACAUCGCCCGCCUCAACAAGCCGGCUGAGAUCGCCGAGCAGAUUGACCAUGCGCUGCGCGAGUGCUGGAUCCGCAGCAGACCGGUGUACAUCAUGCUCCCAACCGACAUGGCCGAGAAAAAGAUCGAGGGCGCUCGCCUCGAUACGGCCAUCGACCUCACCGAACCCCAGAACGAUCAAGAUCGGGAGGACUACGUCGUGGACGUCGUCCUGAGGUACCUCCAUGCCGCGAAGUGUCCCAUCAUCCUGGUGGAUGCCUGCGCCAUUCGCCACAGGGUGCUUCAGGAAGUGCAUGACUUGGUUGAGAAGACCCAGCUCCCUGUGUUCGUGACACCCAUGGGCAAGGGGGCCAUCAACGAGAGCCACCCCUCGUACGGCGGAGUGUAUGCUGGGACGGGAUCGCACCCGGACGUCUGCGAGCGGGUUGAGUCGGCAGACUUGGUCCUCUCGAUUGGUGCGCUCAAGAGCGACUUCAACACGACCGGCUUCUCCUAUCGGACCUCGCAGCUUAACACGAUCGACUUCCACUCCACCCACUGCACGGUUAGGUACUCUGAGUACCCCGGCGUCACCAUGCGCGGGGUUCUCCGCAAGGUAGUUGAGCGGGUCGACCUGAGCAAGCUCGCUCGGCCGCCGUCCCCGGAGGUUGUCAAUGAGGUGGCCAAGAACAGAGACAGCUCCGAGACCAUCACGCAAGCGUGGUUCUGGCCUCGCAUUGGGGAGUAUCUGAAGGAGAACGACAUCGUGGUCACAGAGACGGGCACGGCCAACUUUGGCAUUUGGGAGACCAAGUUCCCCCGGGGAGUGACGGGCAUCAACCAAAUCCUCUGGGGCAGUAUCGGCUGGUCAGUCGGCGCCGCCCAGGGCGCUGCGUUAGCGGCGAAGGAUGCGGGUGUUGACCGCCGAACUGUCUUGUUCGUCGGCGAUGGGUCGUUCCAACUUACGGCGCAAGAGGUGUCGACCAUGAUUCGGCAUAACCUGAAGAUUACCAUCUUCCUCAUCUACAACGAUGGCUUCACUAUCGAGCGCUUCAUCCAUGGUAUGGAAGCCGAGUACAACGACGUCGCGCGCUGGAACUACACCGAGGUGCCGACCGUGUUUGGCGGGUCAGAGAAGCAGGUCCGCAAGCUUGUCAUCAAGACAAAGGAGGAACUCGAGAAGCUGCUGGUCGACAAGGAGUUUAACGAGGCUGGUGGGCUGCAGUUCGUCGAGCUGUGGAUGCCGAAGGAUGAUGCGCCAAGGGCUCUGAAGAUUACCACCGAAGUGGCUGCCAGGAACAACGCGAGGGUUGAGUGAUCAUGGGAGCUUACAGUGUACUUCGGCAAAGGCAUGGAUAGAAUGGGAUGGAA
Molecule: messenger RNA, 2128 nt
Organism: Chaetomium strumarium
Lineage: Eukaryota; Fungi; Ascomycota; Sordariomycetes; Sordariales; Chaetomiaceae
Product: thiamine diphosphate-binding protein
Exons: 4
Coding region: 351-2075 (574 amino acids)
Cellular component (GO): cytosol; nucleus
Molecular function (GO): magnesium ion binding; thiamine pyrophosphate binding; pyruvate decarboxylase activity
Source: RefSeq, a predicted model, not a curated record